GGAUGACAACAUGGCGGUAGUCGCGGCCAAGUGGGCGAGGCAGUGUGUAGUUGGUCAUGACGACUCCCACGCCAGGGCCGUUCCAGAGUUACCAGGCGUGUACAUAGGACAGAACGUAGCAGCUGGUCAGAGCUCGUUUGUCGCGGUCGUUAAAGGAUGGCACUCCGAAGUGAACAACUUUAAAUAUGGUGUCGGAGCUAUAGAUAAAACUAAAGAUAUUGGCCAUUAUACCCAGGUGGUUUCGGCAACUGUGUCACGAAUCGGGUGUGGCUCGGCCAAGUGUCCAAACAGUAAAACUUUCUACGUCUGUAACUACGCAGUAGGACAGAUGGGCAUGAUCAAGCCUUAUAAGAGUGGUACCAAUUGUGCAGAUUGUAACAAGUCGUGUUCUGGAGACAGUCAUUUGUGUGCCUCAUGUCCAUCCCAGGUGUCCCAGAUGUGUGCCUCGUACGAAGAUGACGCGUGUAACCCAGUCGUAAUGAGCUCGCGGGCUAUCCUGUCUGUGGGAUUGUGCAUAUAAAAGAUUCCUACGUGUGGUGGGAAGAUCUGCAGAAACUGGGGAGAACUGGAUGUGGCCACGUGUACUUGCAAAUGUCAAUCAACCUACACCGGAGACACGUGCAAAACCCUGGACUGCAGUUUAUCCGACUCUUGGUUCUGCGGCUACUACACGAAGGAGAAAUGCACGUUUAUUAACCUCAAGCUCAGCUGUCCACACAAGUGCGGCUCGUGUUGAGUGCCGCUGUGACGUCAUCGAGUGACCUGUUUACGUCACUACCAUAACCCAGUAACACAAGUCUUCAUAUUAUACAAGUCCUGUUUAUUCGAAACGAUUAUUUAAACAAAACAAAACAAAAUAAAGAUAAUAUUAAC
Molecule: messenger RNA, 873 nt
Organism: Gigantopelta aegis
Lineage: Eukaryota; Metazoa; Mollusca; Gastropoda; Neomphalida; Peltospiridae
Product: cysteine-rich venom protein-like
Exons: 7
Coding region: 11-520 (169 amino acids)
Source: RefSeq, a predicted model, not a curated record